Messenger RNA from Xyrichtys novacula (pearly razorfish), 19609 nucleotides. The record is from the annotation of a GenBank genome assembly. NCBI's taxonomy places the organism in Eukaryota, Metazoa, Chordata, Actinopteri, Labriformes, Labridae.
AGCAGGUGGUGAUGACAUGAUCAGGUGCAGGUGUGAAGGUGCAGGAGGAGCCAGAUUAGGGGCUGCCAAGCCUCUGUGAAGUGGGAGAGUAAACAGUAAGAAUCUUAACACUUGACUGUCACUGUAUUUGGUCUUGUGUGCAGCUAAUGCUGAUCAUAUCAUGUUCUCUAAGCUGCACUCUUGUUAAAGUUUUCUAACUUGCUCUUCUGACUACAGACCCUGUCAGUUUUAUAAGUGUGUUUGCACUUGCAAGUUGACACAACCCAGUGUUGGUCAAUAAACGUCAACGGCAUAUAACUCCUGUGACUCACCCAUCUAAUCCCAAGAACCAAAAUCUUGUACAAUGAAGACAACAAGUCGUAACCAUUGAGAGUUUUGAAAAUCUGUUGGGUUACUGUAUAACAUUGAAUAUGCUUUUGCUAUUUCUUGAUAUCUGUAGCUUUGUGUUUCAUCUUAUUAUUAUUAUUAUUAUUAUUAUUAUUAUUAUUAUUAUCAAAUAAGAUGCUGUACAUUUUGAAUUUGGUCUUUAUGCCCCUGUAUUAUAACCUGUAUUUGCAAGGACACUCUAGUUUGGCUGGGAUGCUCUUAGAUAAAAUAUUGCCUGGCUAUAUGAAUUAAAAUAAAUGAGCUGAAAAUGAGCAAGAGCUAUAAACUCUCUGCUCAAAGCCUCAGUGGUGUGUUUUGCAUUUGAAUUAUGUUGAAUUGCUAUGUCACUAUCAAAUAAACAAAUUCAAUUUUUAAUAUUCAGUUCAAUGCUGCUGAAACAACCUGAAGCAAAACCUCAAAUGUUUAAACCCACCAAAAAUAAUGAACUGAUACAGCACAGUUGAGAUGUUACUAAUGUGAAUGCAGUAGCAGAACUUAUUCAUGUUUUUGCUCUGAUCACAUCUUUGUUGUGUGAAUUAUUUGAUUUUUUUACUGUUUAACUGAUCCCUGUUGGAACUUAUUCACCAUUUUUUACACACAGCUCCUAACCAGAAGGGGUUUAAUUAUGCAUACAGGCGGCCAAUCACUUGUAUUAUUCCACCGCUUGUUAUUUCAUCUGUAUCCGGCGUUUGAUUUUUUUGGAGGUUGUUGGCGAUAAUUAAAGGCCAGUGAAGUGUUUUUAUUCCAAAUAAUGCUCCAUGUGUGUCCGGUGAGUCAAACAAGCUAGGAAAUUGUAAUGUAAGACUUGUAGAAAGCACCCUUGACGACUUUAUUCACUCAAAAUCAAGAGUCAUGUACGGUGUUAAGUAAGCCUUUAAACAACAAUGGUUUAUCGAGCACAGAUUCUUUCUUUGUUUUUGUUUCAGGAAAUAAAAUCAUUACCUACAUAUAUCAGUCACUGAACUCAAUGUCUAACCAAUUCUUACUCAAAAUAUCUUUCUCCUGCGACGAUUCAGGGGUUAAAAUAUAACCUGGAAAACUACAAAGACAAUAUUAUACUGUAGAUUGCAAGUAAGAUAUUGCCUUUGUCCCCGCUGAGAAUAGAUAUUCCUGGAUAUGUCCCAUAUUUUAAUGCAACAGCAUUACUGUCCAGGAGGAAACAAGAAAUAAAAAUGCUUUAUUUCCAGCUCUCUGUGGGACUACUGAAAGCUGUGAAGCAGGAAAAUUAAUAUAAAAUGACUAUAAACAUACCAUUAGAAAUAGAUUGGUUUCUUAUUAUACCAUAGUCCCUCAUCAACAUUAGGAUUACUUUAUGCAGCUUUACUCCCUGGGUAUAAUGCGCAAACAUUUGCGUUAAUAUCCCUAAGAAGGGAGGUUUAUAUUCGACAGAUUUAUCAUGCAAAACCCUGCUCUAAAGGAAGGAUAUCUUCUUCAGUGUAGCGUCUGACACAUAAGAGAAUACACUGAUAAUAAUGUGUCUGUCUCACUAUCCCAGGAUAACGGAGUGAGAUUACUCAGCAUUUCAUUUGUAUUCCAUUGGCAGCCCCCUCCCCUAACAAGUUUUAUUUGACUACUGAGAGAUGUUAGGGGUGAAUGGUGGUGUGAGAGAGCCCCCCAGUGGUAUGAAAUUGCCAUUGCAAGCAUAAAUCAUGCAGUUUGUCCUUGUUACUUAACCAGUUAACCAAAGGACAGAUUAGCUGCCAAUCAGAUUACCACAGUUUGUGUGCUGUGAAGACUUGCUGUAGCGAAGAUGGGUAUUUUAUCUGUACAGUGCAAAGCUUCACUUAUAAUUAUACCUCAGUUUACAUGUAUGACCCAAGUGCAAGAGUUUACACUGAUAAUGUCUUAGAAAUAAAAUCUGUUCUUGCUUUGUCUCCUUUGAUUGUCUUUAGAUGUUAUUUAGGUGGUGAAUAAAUGUUUGAAUAAUUUUGUUAACCUGAGCACAAAGCAGCUCUCAUAAUAGGAUGAACCCCCCUUUUCAAGACUGAUUUUAGAGACUUUUAAAAGACCACAUGGUUUUAUUUCCAUGCUGUUUUACUUAAAAAAUAUGAAAAGAAAGACAGAUUUGAAGCUUGAACAAUAAUCAUCACAGAUUAACCCUGUUUUUAGGACUCUGAAUCUGGACAGUUUCUAAAAAUAUAAUGCUCAGCUCUGAGGGAUUUUAAAUCACUGACUAUCCCUUAAAAACUGCUGCCACUCUGAGAAAGUGAGUGGAUUUUACUGCAAGAUCUCUACGUGAUAUCAUUCACAGCUGAUACUGCAAACGCCAUAUUAUGUCUAUAUGUAACUGCUGGUUCCACUAAUUACCAAGCUGUGUUUCUAUUUCAGAAAGUAACAAAGUAAAGAAUAGCAUAGCAACAUAUUUUGUGUAAUGUUUUUUUUUUUUUUUGUAACACGUUUGUAAAAAAUGGCAUACAGAGAGUAGGAUCUUUAAAAAAAAAAAAAUCUUAAAAUAAAGCAACAUUUUAAGAACACCAUCAUCAAACGGUGAUUGAUUUUAAGUUCACACUGUUCAUUGGGGAGCGUAUAUCCAAGGACACAGUGGUCUCAAAUGAUAUUUCUUAUGUGAAUCACACUGUCAUUACUUUCAACACAUGAGAAGCAGAACUACACAAAAUGUAUUUCUUGAUCUACAGAGAGUCUUGUUGCUUCAUUAGUGAAGUCCAACGCACACCACAACCCUUCAGUUCUUGGACCAGCUCCACAGUCUGAUGUGUGGAGGCAGAGAGAGAGUGAUGACUGAAUCAAGGGUCAAGUAAGUACACAGACUGAAAGUUUGUAUUCAUCUUAGUAUUCAUCAUUUGGAAACUUCCAACGUUAAAUGCAGAUUUGAAAAAAAGAAGUGAUGGAUGGAAGAUGGCCCGAAAACACAAAACAACAGUCAGGACAACAAUCUAACAGAAGUGCGUUAUCGUGUUAAUAUUUGUUAAUCUAUAAUAUAAAGCAAAAUAUGUGAUUUAAAGGAGAAAAACAAGCAACAGUUCAGGUUUUUAUUAACGCCUCUCAGUGGCUAUAUGACGCUGAAAAUGUCAAUACAUAUGUGCCAAAAAUUGCAGUUCCCUAAAUGACCACAUGAAGUGUAUACCAAAACUAAAGCCAUCCCAAAAGAUCUCCAUAUGGUAUUAAUUUCCACACCCUGCAAGGGUUGGACUGGGAAAGUAAUUCAGCUGAAAGUUUGACUGCUUACAGAUCACCCUGUCUUACUAUGUAACAUGCUGGGUCAUACUGUUAUGAGGGCAGUUACGUUUUUAUAAAGCUACUGCUAUUUUAAAUCAUGAUAGGCUAAAUAUAUGUGUGGUAGAACCAAAUAAGUUAUUAUUUUUAAAUUAGUUAUUUCUAUUGAUGUCAAACAAUCAUUUAAGCUUAGAGUCAUAAAUAAGAAUAAGUAAACUUGAUUUUAACAUAAACUGAGUGGAUUGAUGGUAAAACAGAGCAGUGCACUAAGUAGUACUGUUGAUAACUGAGCAGUACAGCAGGAUCGUUUCAGAGGCACACAACCUGAAUGGUAAACAGAGUGCUCUCUGUCUGAAUUAUCAUUUCUAUUAAACUUCACAUAUGCCUUGUAGGAUUAGGUUUUCUUGCUGUGGUGCUAGGAUUUACAACAUAUGCACAUUUAUUUGCUUGAGCUUAUUUUUAUUGGUUAAAAGUCACUGCUUUUAAUGUAGUACCACCAUGUUGCACUCCAUAUUGCUGUGAUUUAAUCCCACCUCGGAGAGAUGUGCUUACUGUGUAGUCUACAUGUUAACUUAGCCAGUCAUACUGGGCAUAUCAGAACAAGCCUGGUUCCUUUCUGGUAAACAUAUCAUUUACAAUGUCAUAUAAUGUUGCAUCUGCAUCAGGGGCCUUUUGCUUUCAAAUUUUCUACUCUCUGCCUUUUCUUUUCUUCCUUUCCAUUUCACCUGGUGAUUGUGCUGUCUUACAUCAGACUGCCAGAGUCCCACUUGCAUAUUUUGAUGCAUAUGUUCCGAGAGGUAGUGGUGUACUGAGGUGAGGCAGUGCCCUAAUGUUUGAUAUAAUGCCAGAGUGGUGCCUUCAUGGAUGUUCCUGAUAAAAAUAAAAGUUAUAAAAUGCCCUCUCUGGUGCCAUUUCCAUGGAAACUCCGCACAAAUUUGUUGUUGCUGCUGCUUGAAAGGAUGAAACAUGAAAAAGUGCCAGUGAAUAUCAUGUUAGAAUAGUGUCUUUUCGAUGUCCUUUCAGUCAAUCAAUCAAAAAAGCUGACAGAGACAUGCCUUCCUGAAUUACGACUUCCUGUUUCCAUUGCAUACAGGAGGUGCCGUUCUUAAUUGUUUUGCUAUUGUUGUUGUCUAUUCACCUCUUCUUGCCAUCCAGGCUAAUCUGAGUCACUGAUAUGAUGUUUGGUGUAUAUAGUUCAAUAGAGAAUUAUGCUCAAUAACAGGUUGUCCAAGAAACCUUUGCUCCUCUUUUAAGGGUGAAGUUUGGCUAUGCUUUAUUUGUAUGUUGAAAAUGAUGAUGUAGUUCUUUGUGUCUGCACUUACUGUUCUUAAUUUGUAAUGAAUUAACCUGCAGUAUCGACAGUAAAACUUAGAUAGGUUGGCAUCUGAUGAACUCUCUUAUCCACAUGAGAAUCUUAGAUAAGGAUGGCAGUAGGCAGAGUUACAAAGUUAAGGUUCAUCAGUUUAAAAAUGAAAAAAUAAGUGAGCUGCGUUUUAAUGAUUUGCUUAAUACUUUUGUAAAACAAAUGAAAAAUUAUGUUCUUUUAAACUUGGUAGAGAUGUUGGACUUUUGAGAGAAAUUUCUACAUGGCUUCAGAAGCUUUGAGAUACUAUGGGAGACCUUUUUUGCAGGGUCUGUCUUUUACAGCAUGAUCAUCUCCAUAUCACAUUUCCCAGUGUAUUCAUAGUGUCAGGUUGCAUCUAUUUAAAAUGAAAACAUUGUGUUAUCUAUGAGUUUUAAACUCAUGUUUUUGUCCUUUUUACUCACAAUAUUUACUGUUUAUGUGUAUAAAAAGGCAUGCAAAGAUAAUUGAAACAAGUUUUUUUUUUCACUUUAUUACAAACAUUGUAAAGCUCUGUUACAAUAAAGAAGUGGAAAGAAUUAGCUCUCCCUCUUACUCAGUGGAACAAAUACCAUCCAUUUAAAUCCUUGGUAAUCCAUAAUCCCACUGGCCUUUCUUUGGCCCCUUCAGUCUCUGUGCAGGGCCUGUCCAACAACACACAGGUCCGGGUGUGAUGCAGAACGUGGUGUGGCUCUAAGGUCUGAUUGGCUUCCCCAGAGUUCAUCCUCCCUGAUUGCCUCUUCAUCCAGCCUGUCAGAACGAAUGGACAAUGUUUACAUUGGCAAUUAAGGAAGUGGGACAUUGGGUUUGUGUUGGUUGUAAACAGGGAUUGUGUGGUUCUGAGGCAAGAUGUUAGAUUAACUUUGAAGUGAGUUCACUCAGUCAUGGAAACAAAUCAUGUACGCCAUUACCCCUAAAAUUACCUUUGGUAUAAUAUUAAUAAGUAGAUGCUCGAAACUGUUGUGACAGUUAUCCUUUGUACGCAAUACAGUGUACCAAUGCAUGGCCUCUUUACGUGACAGUCUGUUGCAUCACUUUAAUCUCACUAGCUAUUGUAAAACUGUCAUGCUUGUUUUUAAGUUUGGUGCAUUGAUUAAUAGAUUUCGGAUAAAUACAGACACAGACAUAUCAAGUCGUAUCGUCGACACACAGUCAACGACAUAAAAAUUUGUGGGGACAAAAAGAGACUAUGUUGUUGAAUAAGGUGUAUGGUCUUGAUAUGGUUUUCAGACGUAUCAAUCCUUUAAUGAAAAGAGAAUACCAUACAGAGUGUAAGCAGUAAUAAUAACCUUAAAUAGAGUUUCAUAUGUCCUUUGUGCUUGGUAUUAUAUCUACACCAACAAAACCAGAAACUUGUUGGUAAAGUUGAUUGGUCUAAAAUGAUGAAAAGUAAAAACAUGCAAGACCUGUUUAUACUAAAUGCAUUUUGGACACUGUCAUUUUCUGUUUACUAACAUUUUUAGCUCUCAACACACCCCCACAGUCAAACACUUUCACGCUCGUCAAUGUCAUAUCUCCAUCAUCUACCUAUCAAAAUUAAGGAGGGGCGGUAUGUUAUGAACCUUGUCACCGACGAUGGCAGAAGCCAGUACAGAGGAGAAACUAAUCAUACUUCUUGGAAUCCAAGUAAUUUCUAUGCCCUUGAGUAUUUCUUUACAUUAAAACAGUUACUUAACAACUGGGUAUGGCAAAUAUACUGAGGCUGUUCUUCUGUUCUUGGAAUUAGGUGCAUAUUUUACCAAUCUUUGUUGGAAGUAACUUGAGAGUCCUCAAAAACAAAUCAGCCAAUUGCCCUAAUGAUUUACAGGAACAAAACAGAGCUAUCAUGUAAGAUAGGUGUGAUCAUUGACAAAGAUUAAAUGAAAAGCCAUACUUAGUGUUUAGGAUGAUUGACACACAUAAAUAAACUCACCCUGGUGAAUAAAUUGCUGGCUCACUCCCACAACUUUCAGCCACUGAGAUUUUUGGUGAUCUUGGUGGAAGACUCAGACUAGGCCUUCGGUCUGAUUGACUACGUCGGAUGAAUUGCUGAGGUCCUUGAACAGAUACAGGACACCUUCCAUGACUCUCCCAAGCUCUUGAGAGAAAAGACACCCCAGUAGAUGUCCAUGCUUGAGGGGGUCGUGGAACAGAGCAAGGCUGGGCUUCAAAUAGGGAUGAAGAUGCUGGGCAGAAGACUGAGCGUGCAUUGCUAAACCUGCGUGCACUGGUUAAGUCUUCACUGCUGUUCUCCCUUGACCAUCGUUGUACUUUUGGUGAGGCUGGUGGAGAUGGUGCUUUGAAGGGGUAGGAAGGGGGUGAAUGUGUGUGAGAAUUGAUCUGCUUUGCAGAAUGUGGGCUUGGGAGCCUCCUCUGAACUGCUGGUGGUGUGGGGAGUUUCCUGCUGACAGGAGGGCUGGUUGUAGAGGGUGGGGUAGGUUGCCUCUUUAAGUUGUGGGGGCUGUUGAGUCUUCGUUGUAGACUGCUCUGUGUAGAUGGUGUAGAUGGUAAUAUUCGCCCCCUAGACACAGGUGGAGUGGCAGCUGGUUGGCUUCUGACUACUGGAGAGGGAGGCACUAUAGUAUUAGGUCCAGGCACUGAUAGGAUGCCACCAUCUUGUGUAUCCUCAAGACUGUCAGCUGGAUUUGCUGCUCCAUGACUUGUUGACAUACUCUCUGAGACUGGAGAUUGUCUUUGGCUUAUGAUCGUUUUGGCUUGCUGGUGAAAUGAAUAAUUUUCCUUUUCAGCCUCUAGAUGACCAUCUGAUGAGCUGACCUUUGAGGGAGCAGAUGUGUCCUUUUGAUCUACUUUAUCAAGGAAGCUGACCCUAGGAACUUGAGGCAGGCCUCCUCUGCUUGGCAGCACUGUCACUGCUUGAACUGAGGCCCUCAAUCGUUGUGAGACCACAGUCCUUUUCAGUAAAGGUGAUUUUCUGACCUUUGCAGCCCCUUCAUCUGUUCCAUCAGCUGCAAGAAUCUGGGAACUUUCAAAGGAGUUGUCCAUUAGCACUUCCAGUGGUGGUGGAGGGAGACAAUCAGGAUCAAAGUCAUCAUUUUUCUCUGAUGGAUUAAAUUCAGGUCUACAGCUGGUUACCCCAGUGCUAAGCACAGCUUCAACAUUUCCUAAACCUGGCAACACAGGAACACCACACUUCCGUACUCCUCUGAGAGGCCCAAGAACAUUGGGACAUUCUAAUCCCUCUAUCCCUUGACUGAAAGUAUCAAUCAGUUUUUUGACAGAGUUUCUGCCUCUGUGAAGACCCGAAGAGGGCCGUGGUGAUGGGGGAGGACUAGGAGGUGGUGUGGCCUUUAUAGGACCCUUAGAUAUUUCCUUGUCUUUUGGUUUACCUUCUUCACCAUCACUGGUUACCUCUUGUUUAUCAUUGUUGCACCUUGUAAGGCCUGUUUUGUGUUUAGGUGAUUGGAUAUUAACUUUUUUCUCCAUUGGGGGAUGUUUGCGAUUUACUGCUGGAGAUUGCGCAGGCGAGGAGCAUUGAUUGUGUUUGGACUGAGGGGUCCUGAUGUUUCCACUUGCUUUCCCUUUGUUCAUCUUCUGCAAUCGCUGGUUCAAAUCUUUCUGGGUCUUGGCUAGUUCAAGCAAAGUAGGAUCUUCACCUUUACUCCGUAGAGAUUCUGCUGAUCUGGAGCGCUGCUCUUUGGUCACAGCAGUCUUUUUGACUGCAGUCCUCCUAACAGGUGCAGAUGUUUGAGGCCUUUUGGGGGUUUGUUCCUUCUCAUCUGUCCAUUGGCGUCUGCUGGUUUUAGGGCUCCCAACUAACUUUGUUUUGGUGCAAGUGUUCUGGGAUGGGACAAACUGUAUCUUACCACUGAUAGCAUUUUUCAUUUUGAUUGUCAUUUCCAUGUUUUGAGGAUUUUCUAUGCGCUUCGAUGGCAGGCGAUGUGGGUGCUGUUGCUCUUGAUUUAUGGGGCGAUUUAUGGGGGAGCAAUUUGAUUGCUUUGUUACACCAAUUUGCUCUCCCAUUAUAUUAUCAGUAUCUUCAUCAUCAUCAUCGUCCUCACCAUCAUCAAAGGAGACUGAACCAAGCAGCGAAUCUCUUUGGUUAUUCGCUAUCAUGGUACUUGUAGAUCCCAAUGAGAUGAGUGAGGAGAGAGAAGCACUUGGACUUAUUUGUUUUGUGGGCUUUUGCCUUGAUAUUCCUCGUCUAACGUUCAUGGAGGUAUAUUCCAUUGGACUGAUGGGAGUAGUUCUGUUUGUCCCUGUGGAUCCACAACUCUCCCGUCUGUAGCGUCUUUCAGAUCCAGCAAGAGAUUCACUCUCUGCUCCAAUCCCACUAUCCUCGCUGAAGAGGGCGGAAUCCUCAGGCCGAGACUGGUGCAGAGAUGCCAUUUCAAUGCGAGAUAAGAGUCGCAUCAGCCUGCUCUCUACGGCACGUUUGACUUUCAGUUUCUCCUCUAAAAGCUCUGAGACGGACGCAAAGUAGUCUACUGCCUCCAUCAAAGCAGAAUCACCAAUCCCACCAACCGUCUGGCUCACAUUUCUCAUUCUCUGUGUGGUAUACUGAAGCAGCUGCUGCAACAAAUCUGGUGGGGACUCGAUAUUUGCAGAGCCAGACUUUGUGGGAGGAGAGGAUGAAAGGUUUUUUAUUUGACUUGGCCACGCAAGAUGUUCUCCAUUUUCUUUCAAAACUUUUUCUCCCUCAUCUGCCAUCUCUUCCAGUCCUUGAGUUAUUUCCUCAUAGCGUAGAGCCAUGAAAGCAACCAUGGGCUGCACAGACACCUGCGUUUGGGUUGCUUGUUCUAAAAGUCCAAGCAGAUCUUCAUAUUUGUUUAUACUUGGAUUCAAAAAGGCAUAUGCAGCUUGGUGAGCUCUUACCAAUGGUUCUGGGAAGUCCACCUUCUGUUCUGUUGCUUGUUUAUCUUUGUCUUUCUUUUUUUGUACCUUAAUACCUUUAACAUUUCUCUUUGUUUUUUUGGCAGGCUUCUUUUCAGCCAUAUCCUGUCUGUCAACACUUUUCUCUUUUUUCUGUAAAGCUGUGUUGUUGUCCAUGUGCUGACUGACAGUUUUUUCUAUGUUUGGUGUCUCAGGCGCUUGAUCAGACACAGAUCGCUUCUUUUGUGGUGUCAUAUGAGCCUCUUUCUGUAUCACCUGCACUUGUCCUGCUGCUUGUCUCUCUUUUGUAUCCUCAUCUCUCAAUCCAGCUGAAUGACUGUGCUCUUCUUCUUCAAAGUGGGACUCUCUGGGGUAUUCUUGGGGUGCAGGGGGGAGCAUUCGCCCCCUCCGUAAGGCACCCAGAGCCCCAAAGUUGUUACCUUUGGAUGGUGAGCAGCCCAUUUUUGUGUUCCAGUACAGAUGGAUUUUUUUUCUUGUCUUCUUGGUGGCACGACAGUGCAGUGAGUCAAAAAGGGAUAACCGAGAUCCUUAGCCACCUGCUGUAUCUGUCAUUUUCUGAUGGCUGAGAUGAUUGACUCUUUUAAGAUCCCUUUCCAAGAGGAUGAUGCCCAAACAAGAUAUUGAUGAAUCCAUGUCUUAAAAUCCGUCUCUGCAGUCAUUAAGAGGCAAAAUAAAUCCACAGAUCGAUGCUCAUGUUUAUGAAAAAAUGUCCUUGUAGCGUGCUCUGAAACAUCCUUCUUUAUCUGGUGAGGGACUAGCAGCUGAAAGGAUUAGUGAGGCUUCCACAGCCCAGCAUUGCACAUAUGUCACGUUAAAGCAUAUAAAACUCACCUACUUGUAAGACGAUAAGCUCAUUUGGUUAAUGAGGACUGGCUUCAGGUGGCUUUUAAUAGCCCGUAACAGCAAAACAAAACCCCCAUAGAAUAAUUUCCACUGCAAAAAGUUUUAAAAAAGUGUAUAUUCAAGGAGGAUGAACGUGCCUCCUGUUGUUUGAAUUAUUUGCAAUAUUUAGGGAGACAUACUGCUAAUUUCUGUGGCAUUAUAGGACAUUGAUAAAGUUAAGUCAUAGGCCUACUUGGUGUUGCAAUAGAUACAAAUAAUAAAAUCAGUAUAUUAAGGUAUUAAGUCUUCAACCAGUCUGAAGAACUUUGCUUAUUGAACCAUAGUCAGCUAUUUUUACUAUUAUUAUUGGUGGCAAGGUGGAGUUUGCUUAUCUACUUUAAAACUUCUAUAUUUAGCAUCUCUGGAAUAAACCAGUGAGGUUUGCUUUAAAUAACUCGCAUUACCUCUGUGUUUAAAAAUGGAGUACAGGUUUAGGUACUUCUUUUUCAAACACAAUAUAUAUAAAAAAAGUGUAUACACAGGGUAAGUUCACCAUAGGAUAAGGUGACCAGAUUUCUGUAAUGAAAUCCGGGGACAAUCGGUGCAGCGGCAGGGGGGUGGGGUGCAGGGGCUGCAGAGGCUGUGUGAUCACAGACAACAUCUCGGUACUAUUUAGUAGCAGCACAUGCCCCUUGUAAUAACCCCCGUAAAAACAGUUGACUGCUUAUUUGUGCUUCCUACCCAUUCGGCUACUGUAAUAACCGUUGUUCUAGCCUUCACGCAACAUUUUUGUUCUCAUUCAUGAAACGCUUAAAUCGGGGAAAUUUGAGGGGAAAGCUUUUGCCGGGGACAGGUCAUCCAAUUCGGGGACUGUCCCCGGAAAUCUGGGACCUCUGGUUACCUUACCAUAGGAGACCAAAUUUUUUUGGCAUGCUAUAUUAUCAAGACAGUUAUUUUUACACUUAUUCUGUUGGUUUGCAGGGAUGCACAACAUCUUGAAAUAUACACUUGUUAGAGACAAAACUAUGAUUGCCUUGAUGUAGUGAUCCGAAAUAUGAAAAAUGGUUCAUCUUACCCCAUUCUCCCCUAUAUAUACACGUUUGCCAGUGUUUAUAAAGCAAUGGAAGUUGCUCCAAAUCAGAAACUAUUUCACACAAUGAUGUGUAAAGUAAAAUACGAAACCAGGGCUCUCAAGAUUAUUUUUUUUUUUUUGCUGAUUGAAGAUAAUUAUUAGUUUUAUUAUUAGUAUAAUAAUCCAAUAAAUACAAUGGAGUAUGAGGGCCACAUUAAGAAAAAAAAACAUUUUUAAAUCUUCGAGAAUAAGGUUAUUAUUUAGGAGAAUAAAGUCAUUAAUAUAUAAGAAUAAAGUCGUAAAGUUACCUGUUGAGGAGGAGAGUUGUUAAAAUCAGCACUGUGGAGCAUUUAGAUGAAUUGUACUUUAAUAUAGGUUUCACAAACAUGGAGAUACAUGAGCAUUACACUGUCAUGAGUAUCAGAACUUAUAUAUGAGAUAUAUGAGAAAUGCUUAUUUUGUGGAGGGGAACAUGGCCGGAAAUGGCUGUACAGAGGCUAAAUUCAUCAAUACAGCUGUUAAUAACAACAGCAUAGGGCUUUAGUUUAUCAUAUGAGUUUAUAUGCCAUGAGGUGUUGAGGUCUCUGCAUGUGUAGGUUACUGACUUACUGUAAUCAUCGGGUCUUUCUCGUCCUUAUGAAACCUGCUCUAUUUCGGCGAGUGUCUGUCUUCUUCUGUAGUCAAACCGCAAGACAUCAAAAUCUACCCGGUUACAGCAAUGCUGCUUUUUGAUUGGCUGUUCAGUAGAUAUACUUUAUUUGAUUGGCUUGCGCGUGGCACGCAGCUUCUUAACUCGGAGAAACUCACUUUAAUGCUACCUGUUCCAUAGUUAAAGGGGUGCAACUUGGAGGACAUCACCAUGUUCAUUCAAAUGCGUGAGAAAUUCAAUGUGUGGCGUGUGAGCAGGUGGGAAUGCGUGUGUCACACGCUGAAUGCGUGAGACCUGAGAGUACUGCAAAACCAUUAAAUGAACAAACAAUUAUUUAUCAAUGAAGAAGAAGAGGAAGAAGAGGAAGAAGAAGCGCGUCCCCGCGUGCAGCCAGGUUGGAGCGUUCUAACCAUAGACAUAAUAAAAGAUAGACCCCGCAUCGGCCGCUACCACGAAUGGGCGCUGUCGAGAAAUGCGGCCGCCAUCUUGGUCCGGUCAUCCGCCUCACUCAGCACCGCUGUUUAACCGGCGGAAUGAAGUCUGAGCGCAUUAAAUGAAUCAUAGUUCGCUCAAUACUGCGUAAUUUUCUUCUCUGCAAACGCCAUUCAAAGAGGCAUGAUAGAGGCCAUAUUUUUUUGGCGUUUUCAAAUACUCAGAAUGAAUAAAAUGAUAUUUUAGAACAUGACAGCAGUGGCUGUAUUAUAGUAUAACAAUUAAUCAAGUAUAUAUCUAGGUUUAGAGCUAGGUUCCUGCUAUGUCUCAAUAAUUAUUAAUAACUGGCGGUUUUGAUAGGCCAAUUCAUUAUAUAUUGAUUUGAUUAUAUUUUAUUUAGUUUAAUUUUAUUUAUCCAUUUGUAGACACACACAAAUAAUGUCAUAUAGAAGCACUAUUUUAAUAACUGGAAAAUACACACAAAGAAAUACACACAAAUAUAUAGCCUACAUAUCAAAAAAAUUUAAACACAAGAACAGCAUGACAGGACAGCAUCUAAACUACAUAUCAAUUUGCUUGUUGGCUACACAGCACAGAGGAAUCACUUGCUGCGAACUUCUCCCUCUAACAGCAAUCUCCCACUUCUUCCUCAAGUUUUUGUCCUUAGGAAAUCUUCAAAAUGAAACAGGAGAUCACCAAAAAGAAAUCUUUAAUAGAACAGAUAAUAAAACAGAGCUCACUUUCUUCCUUCUUCUUUCUAUUUUAUUUCUUAACGUUUCUUAGAACCUCUCUCAAACAAAAGUUUUUCAAUCUAAUGCAAAUCUGUUGAUAAUAGAGCAAAGUUGCUAUUAUUGUGAAUAAGCUAGCUGUUCGCAAAUGCUGUUUCCUUUUUGGAGUUGACCGAUAGUCUUCCUCUUUGGCCUACAAAUGACUCUACAGUCAAGCGUAAUGUUGAAAAAACGUUUAAUCAUAACUGUGGAAAGUUAUUUCUUGAGCCCUGUUCUCUGCUGUCCGCCUGUUGGCACAGGAAUACGCCGCACAGUGCUCCGGCAUCGCUGAAUGAAUGAAUGAAUGAAUAUGAUUGACCGGAGCGUAUGGGAAGCUUGACCUGACCAAGAUGGCGGCCGCAUUUCUCGCUGUGCAGCACCCCCAGCGGGGUCUACCCUUUUAUUAUGUCUAUGGUUCUAACGGUCUAACGGUAAGGAUUAGAAAUUCAUUCCGAGUAACGACCGUCGUCUUAACGUCUCCUUUUCUGACUUUCUUAAUCGUAAGCAUUUCGCUCUGUUUAUAAUUACUCACUUAGGCUUUUAUUAACGCUUAGAUCUACCUUAUGUCACCGAUGCGGGGGUUUGUAACGCGUAUUUAUUUCACUCAACUGUAGAUAACUUCAUCAACUUAAAAUCGUGUCUUUUCAGCUAGCUGCUACAUCGUAUAAACUGGUUUUGAAAGGGAAAGAUUAUGAAUUGAGGAUUGAAUUUCUUGGCAUAGAUAAAUCACUUAUAAUUCAGGUUCAGUCUUAUGAAACAGUAUCAGGUCUGCUUUGCUUUAAUUGAAUGUUUGAAUAUACACCCUAUCCAUCAACGGUUGAUUUGCUCUGCCAGUAUAGUUAGCGAAAGAUAAAGACUUCUGUUAUUGGAUAGUAUGAAGAUUAAACAAUAGUUACAUAUUAAGAAGAAAGUUAAUCACACCUGUCUGUAAAAGUAAAGUUUUUGAUAGUAAUCCAAUAUUCAUGUGAUGUGUGUAGAUUGUGUAAAUCAGAAAUCAAAUAAGUUGUUUUCUUAUUCUUAUAGAUCCAGAAGAAAUCAAAUUUACAGCAGUGGUGUAGGUUUUUAAUCUCUUAACCUCUUUGUAAUGUCAUCUCUGCAUCCAUCACAGAUCUCUUCACAAUACACAAUUCCAGCUGAAGCAUGAAGCGCAGCCACAAGAGCGAGAUUUCUGUGACUGUCUGGGUCAAACCCAACACUAUACCCUCCCUUCAAGCCAGAAGGUGUCUUGAGCUGAAAAAUGAAAAUGAGCAUACACUGACCCAAAUUAUUGUCGUCCAUGAUCAGGAAAUGUCAGCGUUCUUCAGAAUUUUUGGUAAAGUAGUAUCCUGAAUAAGACAUGCGUUAUUUUGUAUGUUGAAGCUGUUGAUAAAAGCCUUGGAACUGAAUUUAAGAUGUGUAAACCAUAUACUGUAUAUACUUUGGACAACUUGGUUCCGCCUUCUGCCAGUAUAGGGAUUUGAAACUGAAAGCUCUCGGUAAUUCUGCGUUUUUUCUCCACUUCCUGAAACCAACAUUGCGCAGUAGUGUUGUACGCACUCCACCACUUGCGCAGUAGCAUUGUACGCAUUUGGCGGGAGAGUCGCAGAGAGUUGAGGUGAUGAUGCUCUGCUCAAACAGCGUAUCCCCUGGGUGAGCUAUGCAAUCUUCGUACGCCCGUAGGCUGUAUCAAGUGUCAAUCAUAGAAAAAAUGAACCCCCUAAUAACUUUUAAAAACAGAGCUGCACAGAAAAAAAAGAGGACUUGAGCACAAACCAGUCUUCGUGGUGGCUUCACCCAGCGAGGAGGCAGACGGCGUCCAUUUUACAUACAGUCUAUGGUGUAAACCACAUAAACAGUUUUCGAUUAAUAUGGUGCAAAUCAGCAGUCUGUGAUUGGGUUUGAUCAAAGAAACUAAUGAUCAUAUUUGAUUACAGAUGACAAACUGAUCCAUAAAUUUUUGUUGAUGGACUCUUGCUACAAACUGACUGACAAAGUAAGUAAAUACACAAUGUUAAAGUGACAAACCUCUGAAACAUUAACUGACCGACUGCAUCCUUUCUCCUUUAUUUAACAGUACCUCCUUGCCAUGACGUUUGUGUACUUCAAAAGAGCUGGCUUUAUCAUCGCUGAGUACACUGUCGAGAAUUUCUUCAUUGCACUGUAGGUUUGAAAGAAAUAAUUUGCUCUUGUGCGUGUUCUUGUGUCCUAUUAUUCCCAUAAAAGUCAAUCUGUAGCUCUAGACCUGGCUCACAUGCUCCGUUUUUAGGCACCUGGCCAACACCAUGGAGGAAGAUGAGGUGGAGAAUACAUACGAGAUUUUUCCCUGGGCGCUGGGAAAGAGCUGGGGGAUUCUGUUUAAACAGUUCAUCAAGCAGCGAGACAAACUUUGGGUUCGCAUCAAGUUCAGAGCUCGCGUUCACAGGAAUGUUUGUGAAGAGGUACAGACCUGAGAAGACUGAUAAAUAGGCUUGUCUUGCUUUUGCUUUAGGCUACGUUAUUUUAUUUUUUUAGCUUUGUUCAACACCCAAAUCUCCAUAUCUGACCUCUUAUUUACAGUUUUGGAAUUUUUUAUACUGUUACUUUAACUGAGUUUUUUUAAAAUAGUUUUUUCUGUCUUCUAGGUGAUGGCUAUAGAGCCCUCUCAUCCUCUGUGGCAGCGUAAUCGCCCAGAGCACCAUGGCUUUGCCCAACGACAGUAUGGUGACCAACCUUAUUCUCUCCGUGGACCCUGGGCUUCCCCGGUCUUCUGUGCCCCCUGUCACAGUCUUACCAUGAUAAGGAGGGACGAAGACUCGAGGAGGAAGACUGUGAAGACUGAAUGUGAGGCUCAAAUCUCCGACAGCUGUGCUGAAGAAGUUCCCAGUAAGUACCACUGAUACCCUCUAGCUGGAGUAUAGAGUGUUGCUUUUAAAUUUGGACUAUAUUACAGAUCUGAAUUUUCACACCAGAGGGAUGUUCAACAUAGAUUGUGUAGCGAUUUGAAAUGAGCCUCACACGAUCGCACCAAAAUAUAUAUAGCGAUUUGAAAUGAGCCUCACAAGGCCGCACCAAAAUAAUACUGUAGCGAUUGGAAUUUAUAAUAAAUGUCUGAAGAUUAAUAAUCUCAAAUUAUGACAUUUAUGCACUCGUUGAAAGGGGCACCACCCACCCUUAAUGGUGGGAAAAUAAAGAAAACAAAAGUUUAAUUCAGAAAUCAAACAUCAAGUCAGUUUUAAUUAAUCAGUCUCAUAUCUUAAGUUGAAAUUCUAAUUUCAGGGACUCCACUUCUGGAAGAACACUAACAGACAGGAACUUAGAAAAAUAAUGAUCUGUUUAUUACAGGAUAAAUGAUGGUACAACAUACAUGCAAUAAAUGAUGAUAAGAUAAUAAAGAUAAAUAAUAAUAGGUGAAUAAAUAAAGAUUCUGAGUCAGGCUAGGAGCACUAAAGUUAAUGAUAGUGAGUGAAUAUGCGCUAACAUAUUAACCUACAUUAACUUUGGUGUCGAGAUAAACUCGGAUGUGGAUUUGGAGGAAUCUAAGAUUACCAGAAUAAGAGGAUAUCUGAGCUAUGAACGCAGGAGACAGCACCAGCCCUCUUUGGAGCUCUGGAGGUUUGCAUACUUAAGUGAGACAGGUCCUUGGAGAAGAUGGAGCAGGUUCCGAAGGUCCGGGGCUACUGGCGGUUCGAGCGGUUCAGCUCAGAAGACUACUGAAGUCAGCCGAAGGAUGAGCCAGGAGUUGCAGCACUCGGGCCCGAAGCAAAGCCAGCGCCUGUGGAUCCUGUGGAUGCUGGUUUGGGUACUUCUUUGGUCUCACUCAAAAACUCUGGCACAGAGGAUGACCUGGGCCUGCUGGGUUGCGUUCAGAGGUGACUUUGAGAUCACGCAGAAAACUCAGAAAAACGAGGCUCAAAGAGCAGAGAAAACUUUCAAAAAUGGCUUCGCGAAAUUAAAGAAAAAUCAAUCAAAGGCUUAAUCUUGAAUUGCUAUGCGCACAAAAAGUUGAAGUUUCAAAACUUGGACUAAGACGAUGUUAAAGAAAAAUCAACGUGAAUCAACACGUGGCGUAAAACUUAACUCGGCUUCUGGAGCACAUAGAAAAACGGGAAACAUCUCAUUUUUACACAAAUUUCAUGAUUAGACAGAUUAGUACAUUGCUGAAUGCAUAAGAUGUCAGGAUCAGUCAUUUGUAUUCUUUCACCAAAGGAAUGCAGUCUUUAUCAGUGUAUGGUCGAGCAGGGUUUUACGACCGAGGUCUGGAGGUCAGUGUCCCCUCUUAUCCUGGGGUCCGUAUGGUCACACACUUUAAGAAGGUAAAUCUCAAAUGGGAGAUCUGGGUUGAGAUGUUAAUGUUUAUUUAGAUGGUCGGCAAAUUGAGUCAGUUUGAAAGGUAAUAAAAACUCUGUCUCUGUUCUCCGAAUUGACCAAUCAUGAAGAGUCAGAGGUUUAGUCAACCUACCCCGAUUGGGUCACUUAGGCAACCUGAAAGUGUAAACAUGUCUGGAAAGAUUUAUAUCCUGUGUCCUGGGACCAGAUAAGGAAACUUUCCUGUGAGGAAUGUGUGAGAUUCACACCCAGGGUUGUCUUGAUUGCUACAAUUGUGUGAGUAGUAUUGCAACCAGCAGUGAACUGAUUUCGGUUCAGUCAGGACCUCACUGGUCAAAAGGGUCAUUAUUUGCAUGGAACGAGUUAUAUUUAGCUGUAUGGCUCUGUUCUGAGAUUUUCCUGCCCUUGCAUAUGCAUAUGUGGAUAACAAAGCCUGAGGCAGAAGAGCACACUGAGUUGCUGUUUCAUCCCAUACAUGAAAACCCAAAGCAGCAGCAAAGACCUCCCACUUUAAGAACUAAGUAGAUAUUACUUUACAAUAUGUUUGACUCUGGUAAAAUCAGACAGAGCAAAAAGAAGAUGUAGGUUGCAAGGAGGUUGGCAGACUAAAGCAGUGUAAUAUUCUCCUCCCAGUGUGGAGCAAAGUUUGAAUAUCAGAUAAAGGGUAAGGAUUUAUUUUUACCAUGAUCAUGAGAUCUUUAAGUGCAUUUUCAUAUAUUUCAUGUUUCCUGCCUAAAGUCCCACUCUGAUUGUUAUUUUUUUAACUACUUUAAGUGUUCUCGGUGGUCUUUACAUUGUGAUUAUGAAGUUUUUAGCCAAAAUCAUGUCACCUGUCAUUUUCAAGGGAUUUUCUUCUGCAGAGCUCAAGUAGCUCAUUAGCAAUUCCCCUCUGAGUCGUGGGCGGAUACAGCGCCCACGACUCACCCUCCUCUUCUCCUAAAUUUAUCAUUUUAAGCUUUUCUUCUUCUAAAUAAAUUCCACAGUGUUUGAAGAGUGAAUUGAUAUGCUUUGUAAUAAAACAUUCCAAAAGACUUAAGAUUUGAUAAGUACAAGAAAAAAUUGUCCCUAACUUCAAUUUUCUUUAUCAGAAGAAGAGUCUUCCUGCGGGUCCACACAUGACACCUCCAUGGACUGGAUCUAUGGAUAAUAAAGCUUCACAAAAACCUCGGCUUUUGUCCAACCUGCUUCUUUUUGGGGGGCAGAUAUUUCACAUGUCUCUGACUCUUCUCAAGUGCCAAAUUUAUUUUGAUGCACAGAUUUAAACAGUUUGUGUUUAAAUCUCAGUUAUUCUUAGUAAAAAGAAGUUGAUGUUUUUGACAUGGAAACACAGAGUAAAACAGAUGUGGUACAUUUAUUUAUUAUAUUUAUGUUUUUAUUUGAUUAUAUUUAUUGUUAAAGUAUGGUUGCACUCUUGUGAUUCUGCAGUGCCUUCUUUUUGAAAACCUCAAAAUGGUUCGCCGCUUAUGUUUCACGUUCUUUGUAUUGUCUUUUACACACUGGGAUUCUAUUGAGUGUGUUUCUGAUGUUGCUGCCAGUGUGCCUGUAAAAUAGUUUUAAAAAGUUUUAAAUAAAGACUUGAAUUUUGUCUUUUUGAGAUUGUUUCUUCUAACCUUGUUUAUGCUCUCAACUUUGUUUCAGUGUGCACAAUAUUAUUUUCUGUUAGCAUCAGUGGGUAACAGCUUAACAAGUGGCACAGGCAAGUGUCCACUGAUUGUAAAUGAACUCCAGUACAAGAACAGAACAUCACUCCCUCAGUGAGUCUUUGUCAAAUAUGUCUGACUUGGCAUUCACAGGAUAGAGCUGCCUCAAAAACAGAACUAAACUCAGACAUUUCAACCUUGUUUAUUCCAUUUUUUUCUAGUUUUUUACAG